GGGGCGACACUUGCCUGCAUGUCCCGCACAGACAUGUGCACACGCCAGCAGGUCUGGCUCUGCUGCUUUCUCUUUUGCUUUUGGUCAGAGCCAGUACACGCCAUCACCUCCUUAUCUGUCAUCGGCCCCUCCGCCGCACCGUGGGGGAGCCCCGGCCGCCCCCAAUCAUACGCACGAGUGCCAGCGAGCUGUCACUUGUGCUUCGAGCCCAGAAGCUGCCUGAGACUUGGGGAGGAUCCCGCGUCUGGAGGGACCCUGAAGAGGGGCGAGCUGAGCAGUGAACCCACCAAGCCGUUCCCCAGCCCCUCGCAUGGGAACUGUUGGAAAUACGAUGCUGUGGCACCUGCUGCUGUUGGUGGCCGUACUUCCCCUGAGAGGUCUCCUACGCCGCAGCGUGAGCCCGGGUGGCCGCAGGACCGGUCAGGCUCUGCAGACCACCCCGACCUGCUCUGCUACCGCCGCUGCAACAGAUGCGAUCUCCACUGCUCCUGGACAGCUACGGCCCCCUUGGGCAAUGCCACCUACCGGUUCAAGUACUGCUAUCACAGCAUAAAGAACUACUGCACGGCCGUGGAGGCCAGUACCAUGCACUACACGCUUCCUUUCCGCAAGCUGUAUCUCCUGAAAAACUUCACGGCCUGGGCGGAGUUGGGCAGCGGUGACAGGACUUGGAGAACCAGGAACAUCACGCUGCAGCUGGAGAAUGCCAUCAAACUGGACCCUCCCCCCAGCAAGAUCAGCUUCUCCAAGGUCAACGGCACGCUGAGGCUGCAGCUGCCCCGGGCCGAGGAAAGGGCAGGCAAGGCUGUGGUGCUGCGGCGGGAGGUGCGGCACCGGCAGGGGAAGGACACCACAUGGACGCUGGUGGAGUGCGAGACGCAGGAGGACGACAACAAGGAGAGCAAGGAUGAGGCAGUGACCUGCGACCUGGGGCAGACAGCCGCCCUCGAGCUGCAGAUCCGGCACAAGACGCUGCACUGGAGCAGCACCUGGAGCGACUGGAGCCAAAUCAUCCUCGUCCCUGCAGAACUCGUUGAGAGGCCCAGGGCGAGUUACACGCUGGGAAGACUGGGCCAGAGUGGACGGAGGAACCUGACCCUGCAAUGGCAGAAAGCCAGCGAGGAGCAAGGCAACGUCACCUACACCGUGGCCGUCCGCAUGCUGACGUGUGGCUGCGGGGAGCCCGCGGCCAAGAUCACCCUCCAGGACGUGGUGGAGCUGAACCUGGCUCUCUCGGGGGCGGAGUACAGCAUCUCGCUGAGCGCGGCCAAUGCGGCUGGAUGCGGGCCCGCUUGGCCGCUCCACAUCCCGCCAGACCCGGACACAGAGAUCAGCUUCCUGGCUGUCAGCGCGGCCGGCACCAACACCACGGUGCAGUGGGCAGCAAAGGCCAACGGCACCUUCUACUGCAUUGAGAAGCAGCUACUGGGAGAUAAUAGGAGGCCUGCGGACUGCAUCCAGAAACCCUUCGUGGAGACGGGCACGUACACGGAGACAGGCGUGCUGGAACCCAGGCGGUGCUACCGGAUCGCCAUUCACGGACAGGGACCCGGGCGCAGCUGGGCCACGUUCGCUGCCACGUACCACUUCACGGGAACCGCAACCCUGGACGGGCUUCUCCACAUCACCGUCACCGAGGCCUCCGCCUCCCUGCAGUGGCAGGAGCUGCCCCUCGCCCGCUGCCCUGGCGCUCUCCAGAAGUACGUCGUGUGCUGCGCGGCCGAGCGGGAUAACAUCACCGCGUGUGAGUGCAGGGCCCUUCGCCGUCCCUCCCGCUGGGCACAACGCCGACGGCAGCCCACGGCCGGCCUCGGGCCGCUGGCGUCACUUGUGCCCCGCUGCACCAAGCGGAGAGGAAGGGGACAAAGGGGCAAAGCAGAGCGCAGGGCAAAGGGGAGCGAUGCGGAUCAUGAAGCAAACGCCUCGGUGACGCACUUCACGCUCCGGGGCCUGCAGCCCGGCACCUCGUACCGAGUGGGGAUUCAGGCCGUCACAGCCCGCGCAGCUAGGACCUGCCGGCCGCAGCACCUGUUCACAACCAAGGAGCUCGGCUCCCAGCUGUCGGCGGUGAAGGCCAACCUCUGGUUCCUGGCCAUCUUCGUGGUCGUCCCUGUCUCGGCCACACUCUACCACGUCACCAGGAAGAGGGCCAAGAGCCUGCUCUGCCCGCUGCUGCCCAAGCCAGGGAGCAGCGAAGCCGUCAAGUUCCCGGCUCCCGAGAUGAGUCAGGCGAAGCCACAGCCAGGCUUUCUGGAGCCCUCCGAAAACAUCGACCCCACAGAGCUGCUGGUGACCGAGCUGGUCUGGGACAAAGAGGUGCCCGAGGCGAGCGCGGAGACCUGCUCGCUGCUGCGCUGCACCGUGGCCGACGACCCGGCGGGGACGCCGCCGGCUGAGGAGGGGUGGGCGGGCGGCGAGGCCGAGCUGCCCUUUGAGUACCGGCAGCAGGAGCUCCUGCCCCGCAUGGGAGAGGCGCAGGGAGGCUGUGCCGGGGGCUGCGGUCGGGGGAGCCCUGGGGACGAGGUGCUGGGAAGGCGCUUGCACACGAACCAAGCCCCAGUCUCCUGCGGCUGUGUGGACACGGCUCAUUGA
Molecule: messenger RNA, 2592 nt
Organism: Alligator sinensis (Chinese alligator)
Lineage: Eukaryota; Metazoa; Chordata; Crocodylia; Alligatoridae
Gene: IL12RB1
Product: interleukin 12 receptor subunit beta 1
Exons: 17
Coding region: 19-2592 (857 amino acids)
Molecular function (GO): protein binding
Source: RefSeq, a predicted model, not a curated record